CCGAAGAAGAGGGAAGGAGAAGCGUCUUCUUCGCUGGGUUUUCGGUCUCGUCCUCGCAGAUCGUUUUAGGCGCCAUCGUCGUCCUUUGUGAGUCCAGUGAGUUUUGAGAGGAACUGUUCUGUACCCUGCAGGAGUUUCAUCGAGGUCUUCGGAUACUUCUUUUUUUUAUCCGUAUUAUUCUUUCAAACGGGGGACGGUAAAAUAAUCUUGGGUAUUUUGUGCACAGCGUCCCUGCAGUCCCGAAGUCACAGCACAAUGAUCACCAGAAGAAGAGGUCGCUCCGUGAACACCUCUGAGGUGCAGUCUCUGGAGGUUGAGGUGGUAGAUACUGUGGAAACCGAUGAAGAUCUCCCAAGUCCGACUGAGAGUUUCCUGUCCGACGAUAUCGACACCACUGGAAUAGAGCUGGAGGACCUUUUUGGAAUAGAAGACUUGAAAUGGACACUUGAGAAAGAUGUUGCUUCUCCACUCUUCGAUAUUGAAUUGGCUGAUUUUGGGGUGUACAGUGCCAAGGAUCAAGACUCCGGGAUUGAAGCUUCGACAGGCUCCUCUCCGGACAGAACGCAAUCUGACGUGAAGCUCAAGAACAGACAAAACCAAUCGAGGAACGUGAUCAACAAAAAUGCCAUUGCUGCCAGAAUGAAUCGCCUGAGGAAGAAAGAAUACGUCGACAGCUUGGAGAAGAAAGUUGGGAUCAUGUCAACGGAAAACGCCGGGCUGAAACAGGAGAACAGUCAGCUGACCAAGAGGGUGGAGGAGUUGGAAGAUGAGACCAGGUACCUGAGGGCUGUGCUGGCCAAUGAGAGCAUGUUAGCCCAACUCUUGUCCAGGCUGAGUGGUGUGAACGGGAUGAAAUUAUCUUCCUCGCUUUUCCAGGGGCACGACUCCAACGACCACGACUACGCGUUACCCAGGAAGCGUGUGAAAGUGGAGGAGAAAGAGACAUCGGGUGGCGUGUGUCUGCACGUGGACAAGAACCACGUGUCGGUGGAGUUCUGCACCAAGUGUGCAGAGAGUGCAAGCACGUCGCUCAAAAUGUAGGGUCAAGUACUUGUCUCUGUUUUCAGAUAUUCAGACUGAACUGUACAGGCUGGAUGAACACUUAAUUAACCUGAGAACUGCAGAAUGUGCAUGUGUUGUUGUGAUAAUGUUUGAGUACACGUUACUGCUAAACCUUGUUGACAGUUUCUUCUAGGUAAUGGUUGAUCGACCAUGCGGGCUGAGCUGCUCUCUGAACACCUUUACCUGCCUGGCUCCAUGUGGAUUCUGCUGGUGGAAGGGGAAGAGGCUGGACAGCAGCUGCCAACACGGCCUGGUAUUUUUUUAAAGGUAGUAUCGGUAACAAAUGGUAUUCAUUAAUUAUCUUCCAUCAAUACUCCACAACACCUGUAGCUGUACAUCUACAGCUCUACUCUAAGAGGAUUUAUACUUCUGAUUAUGAACUGUUUCUAUCAACAAGCUGGCAUGUAUUUACCUGAUACAUUAAAAACAAUCUGCUUGAAAUGUUGACAGCCAGUUUUUGAGUGUAACAACAUGUAAAUGUGUAAAUAACUUUGAUUUCUCUGGUGGUAAAUGACCUCUGAGAAAUGUUGAACAAAUAAAUCUUAUUUUCAUUAUUAA
Messenger RNA from Labrus mixtus (cuckoo wrasse), 1620 nucleotides. RefSeq names its product CREB/ATF bZIP transcription factor (gene crebzf). Gene Ontology annotation, cellular component: nucleus. Bases 256 to 1041 code for a protein of 261 amino acids. The record is from RefSeq and is a predicted model, not a curated record. The transcript has 3 exons. Gene Ontology annotation, molecular function: DNA-binding transcription factor activity, RNA polymerase II-specific; RNA polymerase II transcription regulatory region sequence-specific DNA binding. Lineage: Eukaryota; Metazoa; Chordata; Actinopteri; Labriformes; Labridae.